Pediculus humanus corporis (human body louse) is the source of this 1050-nucleotide messenger RNA. RefSeq names its product Heparin sulfate O-sulfotransferase, putative. Gene Ontology annotation, cellular component: membrane. The transcript is spliced from 4 exons. The record is from RefSeq and is a predicted model, not a curated record. Gene Ontology annotation, molecular function: heparan sulfate 2-sulfotransferase activity. NCBI's taxonomy places the organism in Eukaryota, Metazoa, Arthropoda, Insecta, Psocodea, Pediculidae. Bases 1 to 1050 code for a protein of 349 amino acids.
AUGACCAAUCAAAGAGUUUUUAAAUGGAGAUUUUGCUUUAUCGGCUUAUCAUUUGUUUUUUUAUUAUUAUUAUUUUACUUAAAAUUAAAUGAAUAUAAAACUUAUAAUGGGAAAAAAGACUCAUUAAUAUUGAGGUUCAAUGAAAAGACUGCAGUUGAUGUGAUUCCAUAUAAAGUACCACCCUUAGCCAAGUCUGAGGAUAUAGUGGUUAUUUACAAUAGGGUGCCAAAAACAGGAUCUACUAGUUUUGUGAAUGUAGCUUAUGAAUUAUGUAAAAAAAAUCAUUUUAAAAUCCUUCACAUAAAUGUGACGGGAAAUUUGCAUUUGCUAUCAAUGAAAAAUCAGAUAAAAUUUGUACACAAUGUUACAGAAUGGGAUGCUAUGAAACCUGCUUUGUAUCAUGGCCAUAUGGCAUUUAUAGAUUUUAAAAAAUUUAGAAUAGACAAAACUCCUUUGUAUAUAAACAUUAUUCGAAAGCCGUUAGAUCGUUUAGUUUCAUAUUAUUAUUUUGUCAGAUAUGGUGAUAAUUAUCGUCCGAAUCUUGUUAGAAAAAAACAUGGUGAUAAAUUGUCAUUCGACGAAUGUGUUGCCAAAAACAUGCCAGAUUGUAAUUAUGAUAAUAUGUGGCUUCAAAUCCCAUUUUUCUGCGGUCAUGCAGCAGAAUGUUGGGAAGUCGGAAGCAAUUGGGCAUUAGAAGAAGCUAAAAGAAAUUUGGUGAGAAAUUAUUUUGCUGUUGGUGUGACUGAAGAAAUGGAAGAAUUUAUAAGACUUAUGGAAAUGAUUUUACCGAGAAUGUUCAAAGGUGCAACACAACAUUAUUUAAAUAGUAACAGAUCACAUUUGAGAGAAACAACACAAAAAGUCAUGCCUUCCGAAACUACAGUGGCUAAAAUACAAAAGAGUAAAGUUUGGGAAAUGGAACAAGAAUUUUAUAAUUUUGCACUUCAGCAAUUUAAAUUUAGUUUAAGAAAAUUAAACAUAAAACGUGAAUCGAAUAAUCCGAAUGAAAAAGAACAAAUAUUUUUUUAUGAAAAAAUAAGACCCAAGUAA